AUGGCUACAAAACGACCAUGGCCCCUAGUACCCGGCGGCCCCACUGUUCCUGGUUACGGUAGCGGCCAGAGUGACGGUGGGGCAGGGGGUGCUAAGAAUCCCCGGUUCGGAUCCGGCUACCACAAACGACGACCCUUGGCCCUGGCAACACUAAACACGCGUACACUGCGUACGGACGAGAGGAUCGCGGAGCUGGAAGAAGAAUUGAGCAAGUUACGUUGGGACGUUAUAGGGUUAUCAGAAGUCCGAAGAGAGGGGGAGGACACGAUAAUCCUCAAGUCCGGUAACUUGUUCUUCUUCCGGGAGGGCGACCAACAGUCGCAGGGUGGUGUCGGGUUUAUCGUCCACAAGUCCCUCGUGAACAAUGUGGUGAAGAUCGAGAGUGUGUCGACUAGGGUGGCGUACUUGAUACUCAGAAUAACCAAACGGUAUUCGCUGAAGGUCAUACAGGUCUACGCACCGACUUCGACACACUCCGAUGAAGAGGUUGAAAUUAUGUAUGAGGAUAUUUCACGAGCCAUACAUAGUUCCAAAACCUUUUACACCGUUGUCAUGGGGGACUUCAACGCGAAACUGGGCAAACGGGACGGAGGAGAGCUGCGAGUGGGAAAUUUUGGAUAUGGACAGCGCAACCACCGGGGCCACUUGCUGGCCGGCUUCAUGGAGAAGGAGGGACUCUACAUGAUGAACUCCUUCUUCAGGAAGCAAGAGCAAAGAAAGUGGACCUGGAUGAGCCCAGACGGUGCUACGAAAAAUGAGAUAGACUUUAUCAUGUCGACGAGAAAGCAAAUAUUCAAUGAUGUCUCAGUGAUCAAUGCGGUUAGAACCGGGAGCGAUCACCGAAUUGUACGAGGCACAUUGAAUAUCGACGUAAAGCUUGAGCGCCGUCGGCUGUUAGGGUCUACGCUCCGGACAGCACCAAUCCUAAUCCAAAACUCCGAAAACUUUCAGCUGGAACUCCAGAACCGAUUCGAUUGCCUAGGGAGUAGCGUGGAUGAUAUAAAUGACGGGUUCGUGCAAGCAGUUCAGGCGGUGGGUACUAAGUUCUCUAAGACCCACCGUAGAAGCUCGUCCAGGAAACUCUCAAACCACACUCUUGAGCUCAUGAGGGAAAGGCGAGACAUGACUCUGCACUCCGUGUGAGUUGUCGACGAAUAUGUCUACCUGGGGCAGACUGUCCAGCUAGGUAGGUCCAACUUCGAGAAGGAGGUCAAUCGCCGAAUCCGACUCGGAUGGGCAGCGUUUGGGAAGUUGCGAGAUAUCCUCUCGUCCCAAGAUUUACCGCAGUGUCUCAUGACGAAAGUCUUUGACCAGUGUGUGUUGCCAGCGAUGACUUACGGAACUGAGACGUGGCCCCUCACUGCGGGCAUCAUUAGGCGGCUCAAAGUCACUCAAAGGGCAAUGGAGAGGGCAAUGCUCGGAGUCUCUCUGCGAGAUCGCGUCAGAAAUGAUGCGAUCCGCAGCAGAACCAAAGUAACCGACAUUGCCCGAAGAAUUGCAAACCUUAAGUGGCGAUGGGCUGGCCACAUUGCCCGCAGAACAGACGGCCGAUGGGGCAGAAAAGUCUUAGAGUGGCGGCCACGGACAGGUCGACGCAGCGUGGGUAGGCCUCCUGCAAGAUGGACCGAUGACCUGGUCAAGGUUGCGGGAGUGCACUGGAUGCGGGCGGCUCAGGACCGGUCAUUGUGGCAGUCGAUGGGGGAGGCCUACGUCCAGCAGUGGACAAUUACAGGCUGA
Papilio machaon (common yellow swallowtail) is the source of this 1737-nucleotide messenger RNA. RefSeq lists its product as uncharacterized. Lineage: Eukaryota; Metazoa; Arthropoda; Insecta; Lepidoptera; Papilionidae. The record is from RefSeq and is a predicted model, not a curated record. Gene Ontology annotation, molecular function: catalytic activity.